CAGUUGGAAUAGUCUCAUUCUUGACCCACUGAGAAAAAAAAGUUACAAGCAGUGGGAAUCUUUUAGCAUACGGUUUUUGACAAGUAUUCUCACACUGGCGAAAGAAAUUUGCCACCAGGCAGUAGCUACUCAUUCCCAUUCUGUGUGAUGGCAGAGUGGCUUUGUGAGCCCCAUAAUGGAUUGAACUAGCAGAAGCUGGCAGUUAAUGACUUCAUUCAUUCAGAGUACUUUACUCUCCCUGAGAAAACACUAUGAUGGACUCAAAUUAACAUGCCACUUAAUAACAUUACUUCAUCUGUUUUAGGCUUUCAAAACCUCCUUCUCUCAUCACUGCUUUUAUGUACAACUGUGUAGCACAGCCCCCUUUCUCUUUUUUUCAGAUGAAGAGAAUAGCCGCCAUGUGGUGGUAAACUGUGCAGAGGCUCUACUGAAAAACAACACAUACUGGCCUUUAGUUAGCGAUUUUAUUAAUAUUCUCUCACACCAAAGUGUAGCAAAGAAGUUCUUGGAGGACCACUCCUUGCUUAUGCUGUGGAUGAGCUUUGUGUCCUUCUUCCAAAGUAUGAACUUGAACAAGAGGGAGCUGAAUGAACAUGUGGAGUUUGAGUCCCAGACUUACUAUGCAGCUUUUGCAGCAGAGCUGGAGGCCUGUGCCCAGCCCAUGUGGGGGCUCAUAACCCACUGCAAAGUCAAAGAAACACAGGAGUACACAAAAACGGUAGUGUGGUAUUGUCUGGAGGCCUUGCAACUGUGGUUUGAUUCAAUUGGCUUUGUGGAUGAGCCAACUCCCAAUCAAGUGGCAUUUCAUCUGUGUGGUGUGGGGAUGGCUGGUUUAAGCAGCCACACCUGCCCUGGGUCAAGCUAAUUAGACCUGGCUAGUUAGAUAAUUGGUUAUGAAUUGGAUAAUUGGCCAGGCUAAUUGGGCCCAGGAACAGGGGUGGCUGCACCUGUGCGUAGUGAGGUAAUCAGUGCGCACAGGUUA
Molecule: messenger RNA, 982 nt
Organism: Anguilla rostrata (American eel)
Lineage: Eukaryota; Metazoa; Chordata; Actinopteri; Anguilliformes; Anguillidae
Product: E3 ubiquitin-protein ligase ubr3-like
Exons: 4
Coding region: 527-865 (112 amino acids)
Biological process (GO): ubiquitin-dependent protein catabolic process via the N-end rule pathway; protein ubiquitination
Cellular component (GO): ubiquitin ligase complex; cytoplasm
Molecular function (GO): ubiquitin protein ligase activity
Source: RefSeq, a predicted model, not a curated record